CAGUUUCACAGCUAUCUGGAUCUCGAUCUCAUUUAUGUCUCUCCCCUAUAACAUUUCUAUUAGACAACAAUCUAUACCAAGUGGGGCGAUUUGUUGACUGUUCCCAUUCCUGUUGACACAAUUCAUAUAAGGUGUUCAGAUAAAGAAAUCGACCUUCGUACUUCUACUCAAUCCAGCUAUUGCGGUAGUGGCCGGGCAAAUAUUGGAUUAGGUUGGAUGCAAUUUAUGAUAUACCGGUAAAUUGGCAAGACAUGUCUGUAGAGGUGGUGAUCAAGAACAGCUGUCAGUCUAUCGGGGAGGGACCACACUGGGAUGACAAGAUAAACAAACUCAUGUACGUAGACAUUCUCAAUAAUGAGAUCCAUAGAUGGAGCCCAGACACCGGAAGUGACGAAAAAAUACAUCUCGGGGACAGCGUUGGUUUUGUUGUUCCGUGCAGGAAAGGUGACUAUGUUGUGGGUCUUGGUCGCUCUCUGUCACGUGUCGACUGGGAUUCCCGAGAAGUAACCAAGCUUCACGAGGUUGACCAAGGAACAAUGAACAGAUUUAAUGACGGAAAGUGUGAUUCCAGAGGACGCGUAUGGGCAGGAACAAUGGGAUACGAAGCAGAACCAGCCAAUCCCGAAAGAGAAAUGGGAUCUUUAUUUCGAUUGGACGUUGAUGGCUCCCUUCACACAUGUGUAAAUAAAAUCAACAUUUCCAAUGGCUUAGCCUGGACAGCUGACAACAAAAUCAUGUAUUACAUUGACUCACUGCCGAGAAAAGUGUACGGAUUUGAUUAUGACAUUGAGAAUGGCAGCAUAAGCAACCAGCGGGUGGUCGUAGACUUUGGAGAAGGAACAAUUCCCACUUUAGGGUACCCGGAUGGGAUGUGUAUUGACACGGAGGACAAAAUAUGGGUGGCUUGUUAUGGUGUCGCCAAGAUUGUCCGUUUUGAUCCGACCACAGGAAAACAAUUGAGAACAGUUGACAUCCCCGCAAAAAGAACCACGUCUUGUUGCUUUGGCGGGGGAAAUCUGGACGAGCUUUACGUGACAAGUGGCGUACAGGGGUCGACUGAGGAAGAAAGGAAGAAAUAUCCUUUGACGGGAUCUGUCUUUCGGGUGACUGGUCUGGGGGUUAGAGGACGUCCUGCCCACGUGUUUGAAGGAUAAACUGCAUAGGAAAAAUUGUUUAACAGAAAAACCUGAGAAUAAAAUCAUUUUAAAAAAUUAUCAAAAA
Messenger RNA from Ostrea edulis (European flat oyster), 1221 nucleotides. Its product is annotated as regucalcin-like. The record is from RefSeq and is a predicted model, not a curated record. Lineage: Eukaryota; Metazoa; Mollusca; Bivalvia; Ostreida; Ostreidae. Gene Ontology annotation, biological process: L-ascorbic acid biosynthetic process. The transcript has 6 exons. The coding region runs from base 252 to 1154 and encodes 300 amino acids. Gene Ontology annotation, molecular function: calcium ion binding; enzyme regulator activity; gluconolactonase activity.